AUGGCUGUUCGUGGUCAUCGUGGUCAAGCUAAUCCGGUAGCAGCUCUAGAAGCACCGCCACAAGGAGACCCGCGAGAUAUUGAAAUGGAGGCCUUGAGGAGACAAGUACAGCAGCUCCAACAAUGCCUAGAGCGUUAUGAAGCUUCUGUACAUGGUGCCUCUCAUCCUGGAUCGGAUGUUGAAGUUUCCAGCAAUGAUGGAGUUGAAGUUAAUCCUUUUCACCAUGCUCGUUGUCACACCUCAAGUGACAGCACUCCACCUCACCCACGUAACCUAAGAAAUCAUGUUUUCCGACGGGAUUGUGACGUCAAGGUGGACAUUCCAGAAUUUGAAGGAAGAAUGCAACCCGAUGAAUUCAUUGAUUGGCUCAACACCAUAGAGCAAAUCUUUGAUUACAAAGAUGUUCUAGAUCACAACAAAGUGAAGCUUGUUGCCAUCAAGCUACGAAAACAUGCUUCUAUUUGGUGGAAACACCUUAAGAGGCAGCGAGAACGUGAGAGAAAGAGUCGCAUUGUAACUUGGGUGAAGAUGAAAAAGGCUCUUAAGAAGAAGUAUUUUGCAGAUCAUUAUCGGCAAGAUGCUUUUCUUAAAUUCCACAACUUUCGACAAAAUGAUCUCUCCGUGGAAGCAUACACAGUAGAGUUUGAUCAUUCUAUGAUGCAUUGUGACAUCGUAGAGCCCGAAGAACAAAUGGUUGCCCGCUAUCUUGGAGGGUUACGUCUUGAGAUUAGUAAUAUUGUACAAUUGCAACCCUACUGGACUUACAAUGAUGUUUGCAAGCUAGCACUCAAGGUGGAGAAACAAUUGAAGGAGGGGCAUAGGAGCACCUAUCGACCUUUCAAUCGUGAUGGAAGCACAAACCGGGGGAGUAGUUCUACUUCCAAGGCUACUCCACCAACCAAGACAGCAGCUGUCAAACCACCUGCUAAGAAUGAAAACCCAUCAGAUCGCAAGAUAAUCUCCCUUAUUGAGGAAGAAUUGGAAGAUAAUGCUGAGGAGGAACAAGUUGAGGAAGAAUCUGAGGAGGAGUUGACGUAUGCAGAUCAAGGAGAGUCUCUUGUCAUUCGUAGACUUUUAAGAUCAACUUAUUCAGAAGAUGAUUGGCUUCGGAGCAACAUUUUUCACACCAAAUGCACUUCCAAUGGCAAGGUUUGUGAUGUUAUCAUUGAUGGGGGAAGUUGUGAGAAUGUGGUGUCUACAACCAUGGUGGAGAAGCUGAAUCUGAAAAGAGAAGCUCAUUCCCAUCCUUACAAACUUCAAUGGCUUCGAAUGGGCAAUGAUAUCCAGGAUGAAGUUAUGUGUGAUGUUGUUCCUAUGGAUGCUUGUCACAUACUACUUGGUGAAGUUGAGAAAACCUUAACUGAAUGUGGAGAGGGGUAUGUUCUUAUUGUAGUUGAAAAGAAAGACCCCAUUGAAAUUCCACUUAUGAUACAACCACUUCUUGAGGAAUUCCCUGAUGUUAUUCCCGAAGAACUUCCAUCGGGCCUUCCACCUAUGAGAGGCCUUGUGAGAGAAAGCAUGAGUCCUUGCGCCGUUCCAGCACUUCUCAUACCAAAGAAGGAUGGCUCCUGGCGUAUGCGUAUCGAUAGCAGGGCUGUCAACAAAAUCACCAUCUGGUACUGUUUUCCCAUUCCACGGUUGGAUGAUCUCCUAGAUCAGCUUCAUGGGGCCACAAUCUUCUCAAACAUCGAUCUUCGCAGUGGAUAUCAUCAAAUUCACAUGAGAGAUGGCGAUGAAUGGAAGACAGCGUUCAAAACGAGAGAUUGUCUUUAUGAAUGGAUGGUUAUGCCAUUCGGACUAUCUAAUGCUCCAAGUACUUUUAUGCGCCUUAUGAAUCAUAUUUUCAAACCAUUUAUGGGUCAAUUUGUUGUUGUUUACUUUGAUGACAUCUUAGUUUACAGCAAGUCUCAAGAACAACAUAUGGACCAUCUUCGUCAAGUUUUACAAACCCUGCGAGAACAAAAGAUGUAUGUCAACUUGAAGAAGUGUCAUUUUUGCACCAAUAGCCUUGUGUUCUUAGGCUAUGUUGUUUGCAAAGAAGGAAUCAUGAUGGAUCCAAGCAAGAUAGAGGCAAUCACUAGCUGGCCUACUCCCAAGUCCUUCCACGAUAUAAGAAGCUUUCAUGGACUUGCAUCAUUCUAUCGACAAUUCAUCAAAGGAUUCAACACCAUCAUUGCACCUAUCACGAAAUGCCUUAAGGGAGGAACGUUCGAGUGGACGGAGGAAGCCCAAAAGUAA
Molecule: messenger RNA, 2238 nt
Organism: Alnus glutinosa
Lineage: Eukaryota; Viridiplantae; Streptophyta; Magnoliopsida; Fagales; Betulaceae
Exons: 5
Coding region: 1-2238 (745 amino acids)
Source: RefSeq, a predicted model, not a curated record